AUGGAGUGUGACAACCAAACACUGAUGACAUUUGUCCUGUUGGGGGUCCCAUACCCUCCUGAGCUACGGGUCCCUUUGUUUUUCUUUUUUGUGUGCAUCUAUUUGCUGACCCUCCUUAGUAACCUCCUGGUCCUUUGGGCUGUCGUGUAUGAUCCACAGCUUCACAAGCCCAUGUACUGGUUCCUCUGCCACUUGUCUGUCCUGGAUAUCGCCACAUCCACAGUGGUGGUGCCCAAGUUGAUCGCUGUGUUUCUGGAAGAUGGCGGCGUCAUCUCUUUCGGGGGCUGUGUGACCCAGCUCUUCUUCUACCACUUUGUGGGAUGCUGAGAAUGUUUCCUGUACACUGUCAUGGCUUACGACCGCUUCCUGGCCAUCUGCCGCCCACUCCAUUAUGGCACCCUCAUGAACAGCAAGGCGUGCCUUUGGCUUGCUAUGGGCACCUGGGCGGGUGGCUGCUUGCACUCAGCCAUGGAGACAGCCCUCACCUUCCGUCUGCCUUAUGGGCCAGAUAAUAGAGUGAGCUACAUCUUCUGUGACAUCCCAGCUGUGCUGAAGCUUGCCUGUGCCGACACGUCGCUCAACGAGAUGGUGACCUUGGUUGACGUUGGGAUCGUCGCCAUGACUUGCUUCCUCCUUAUCCUAACGUCUUAUGUGUACAUCGUCUCCACCAUCCUGAGGAUCCAGAGUGCUGAAGGGAAGCGGCGCGCCUUCUCCACUUGCACGUCCCACGUCAUCAUUGUGAUGACCUGCUACAUCCCUCUCUCUUUUACCUACCUGAGACCUGGGGCACAGGAUCCACUGGGAGGGAUGGUGGCCGUCUUCUACACCACGGUGACCCCUUUCCUGAACCCCGUAAUAUACACUCUGAGGAACAAGGAGAUAAAAAAGGCCAUACUGAAACUAAAACCCUUCAGACCGGACUUCAGAAAACUUGUCUGGUUUUGGAGGGACAUGGGAGAAACAUUUACUGGCACUAUUCUUGGUUGUACCCUGACGUGA
Messenger RNA from Gekko japonicus, 999 nucleotides. Its product is annotated as olfactory receptor 10G6-like. Gene Ontology annotation, cellular component: membrane. The record is from RefSeq and is a predicted model, not a curated record. Gene Ontology annotation, molecular function: olfactory receptor activity; G protein-coupled receptor activity. Gene Ontology annotation, biological process: G protein-coupled receptor signaling pathway. The transcript has 2 exons. NCBI's taxonomy places the organism in Eukaryota, Metazoa, Chordata, Lepidosauria, Squamata, Gekkonidae.